UGUCUCAACAACCACGGACAUUUGUGCUCUACACAUAACAUCGUUACGCCUAAGCCUCGGAUCCGGCUUAUAGACGUAGAUAAGAGAUGUAUCGUUAAUGGUUCGGGGACCGAAAAUUGGGUCGCACUGAGUUACGUUUGGGGUGGGGCAAAUACAGUGCUCAUGACAACAGAAAAUAUCAAUCAGCAUGAGACACAAGGGUCGCUUGAGGGGAUUUUGCCGCUUACCAUUGAGGAUGCCUUGAGAGUAACUCAAGCUCUUGGAGAAAGAUAUCUCUGGGUUGAUUGUUUGUGCAUUCUUCAGGACUGCGAGGAGGACAAGUCCAUUCAUCUUCCAAGGAUGGGCGACAUUUACCGCCAUGCAGUCGUUACUAUAGUAGCGGCAUCGGGUUCAAAUGCUGCAGCUGGACUCCCUUGGAUCAGAAAUUCGAUAACGCGUUCAGAACAACUAUUUAUCCAGGUCCGCCCAUCCUUUAGGCUUGGGGAUUACGGAGUUGCCACUAUGAUGGACCCGCCUGAAAGUCCAGAUUGUGAUUACGCCACAGGCUCACCCUGGAGUAUGCGAGCGUGGACUUUCCAAGAGCGACUGUUAUCUAGGCGAGUUUUGAUAUUUACAAAAGACCUCAUCUACUGGGAAUGCGAACAAUCCAUAUGGCGGGAAGACUGUUUCGGAGAAUUACCUGCUGAGUUUCCCCAGAUUUUCACCUCCGGCUUCGGUAGUGGUACUUUUUGGAGUCAUCUUGACUUAUCUAGACUAUGGAGGUCACAUCCCUUCGAUAUUGUGAACACUUAUCGACAAGUUGUCUCGCAUUAUACCGGUCUCCAACUCACAUACCAAGAAGAUGGCUUGCAUGCAAUCUCUGGAGUACUCGCCGCCUUGGAGAUGCGCUCCGGAUCCAAGUUCCUCUGGGGAUUACCAACGGCAAUGCUCUCUGCUGCUCUGAUCUGGGAAAGUCAUUCUGAUGAUGAUGCCACAUUAUCAAGCCGGAAUCAACGGAGAACCGCAAAGCAUAUGCUUGGACCAACCCAAAAUAGCACUUCACACUGUCCGUUCCCAAGUUGGUCCUGGGUCGGGUGG
Molecule: messenger RNA, 1077 nt
Organism: Paraphaeosphaeria sporulosa
Lineage: Eukaryota; Fungi; Ascomycota; Dothideomycetes; Pleosporales; Didymosphaeriaceae
Product: HET-domain-containing protein
Exons: 1
Source: RefSeq, a predicted model, not a curated record